AUGCAGAGGCAUCAAACCACCACCCAAAUCUCUCAUCCAAUAACUUACAGCAACAGCCCUGAAGAAGAAGAGUCCACUCCCCCGAAACAUGUUGGCUCGAUGUACUUCUUGACAUUUUUAAUAAACGUUUUUGAACCACACAACAUAAGUGCGUCCCUAGCAUUAAGGCGGAACCUCGCAGCCGUGAUCGCGGGCAAGAACGCGCCGGGCGCCAUCCGGCCUUUGGAACGCACAAAGCAGAAGCACUGUGGAACGCACAGGCCGGAAGUGUCGCUACAACUUCCUUUCCUGUUGUCUCAGGAAGAAGGAGAGGAGAGGGUGAUGUGUGUGGUGCCUAAUAGCGGCUGCAGGUUUGUUGCAUGGAGGACCCAACCUCGGCUGAAAGAAGUUCACAACUUUGUUGUAAAUUGGUCGACUGCUAAACUCUCCUUACUGGAAGGGCAAAGUAUGUCCCGUGCAGUGGAGGAUGUCCCCGGAAUGCUGACAUUGUACAAAGAGGAGCUGGAAGAUCCUCCACAGUCACAUAGUUCCGGAAUUAAAGUCGAGCCAUCGGAGUGUGAUGGAGACACUGCUGUAGCUUUCCCAGCCACCGUUGUUAAGGAGGAACCCCAGUGGAGUGAUGGAGAACACCAUCUGCACUCUGGAUAUUCCACACUGGAUGACCCUAGUCUUGCCUCCACAGAUAUAAAGGAGGAAGAAGAAGACUCUUGUGACGAAGACCAGCUUCCUCUCUCUAAGUCUUCUUCGCCUCAAGAUGAUACUUAUAUUGAGGAGGAGUCGGAUGGUGAAGAUCUCACAGAAGAUUCGGAGUAUGGCAGCAUUUCUCCUGAAGAAGAAGAGAAUAACAACAGCCAACAGGAGCCACCGGCAGAUGAGCAGUACAAGUGUGAUGUGAAGUCUACCAAGCGGAGCUCUGAACGCCUCAAUCACCAAAGGAGCCGCGCUGGAGAGAAACCAUACUCGUGCCCCGACUGUGAGAAGUCCUUCACCACCUGCACGUACCUGGCCCAUCACCAGAGGACUCACACCGGAGAAAAGCCUUAUUGCUGUCCAGUGUGCGGCAAACGGUUUACCACCAACUCCAACUUGUCUCUACACCAGAGGAUCCACACCGGUGAGCGCCCUUUUCGGUGCUCUGAAUGCACCAAGCGCUUCAUCAGUAACUCCCACCUCAUCAGGCACUGGAAGAUUCACACUGGGGAGAAGCCGCAUUCCUGCAUGGCCUGUGGGAAAAGUUUCAUCAGCAACUCCGACCUGAAAAGACACGAGAAGAUCCACGACGAGAACCGGCCGAAGCCAGGUUCCAAACGCGCGGAGUUCCUCAAGAGCCUGCCCGUUGACCUCGCCAAGAAGCCGCACCCUUGCCCCGAGUGCGGGAAGCAUUUUACCACCAAGUCCAAUCUCGGGGUCCAUCGAAAGAUUCACACGGGCGUCAAGCCUUUCAUCUGCCCCGACUGCGGCAAAUGUUUCGUCACCAACGCCCAUCUUAUCCGACACCACAAGAUCCACACCGGGGAGAAGCCGUAUUCUUGCUCGGCAUGCGGGAAAUGCUUCAUUAACAAUUUCGACCUGAAAAGACACAAGAAAAUCCACUUUGACUACGAAGCCCUUUCUGCCCCAGGGUCAGUAGAAAGCCUUAGCAGUGAGUCAGGUAUUGAUAAUCAAGAUAGAAUGAACAUAGUAUAGAACUCAAGGAGCGUUUUAUCGGUCGCCUAGAAAUCCUCCAACACGGGAUAGCGAGGAGCUUCCCGCCAUGAAUGUGUAGGAGCUGUUCCACUGACGACGAACGGAGAGCUUGCCAGUGAGGCAUCAAGAUGGACUCCAGUCUGUGGGACGUAACCGAGGAUGAAUAUUUUGUUUAUGAACAAUUUUUAAUAACUUUGUACUUUAGUGUACGUGUC
Messenger RNA from Rana temporaria (common frog), 1901 nucleotides. RefSeq names its product zinc finger protein 773-like. The record is from RefSeq and is a predicted model, not a curated record. Lineage: Eukaryota; Metazoa; Chordata; Amphibia; Anura; Ranidae. The transcript has 3 exons. The coding region runs from base 1 to 1686 and encodes 561 amino acids.